This is a messenger RNA of Penicillium daleae, 564 nucleotides long. RefSeq lists its product as uncharacterized. Bases 1 to 564 code for a protein of 187 amino acids. Lineage: Eukaryota; Fungi; Ascomycota; Eurotiomycetes; Eurotiales; Aspergillaceae. The transcript has 2 exons. The record is from RefSeq and is a predicted model, not a curated record.
AUGCACCUUCCGGUACAAGCAGUUCUCAUUGGAAUCUUUAUUCGCACCUCCUUGGGGGCCUCUCUCGGGGUCAUCGACCAGGAUCGCCAAUGUCUGAUAUGGUCUAACGAUAACCAUGGAUGCACAGGUUACUCUGAAUCUUUUGCAGAGCUCAAUGGAACCGACUGUUCAGAGUUGAGCGAGAUCGUGAAUGGCACGCGCAAAGAUUUCUCUACCCUUAGUGUAGGAGCGUGUGGGACUGAAGAUGGCAAGGAUGUCGCUUGGGUAACGGUCACCCAGACCGGUGAAGUCACUUUCUUCAAUCAGAACGGUGACAAGUCAGCAUGCACUUUGAAUAAUGGACUUCGGGUUGGCAGUUGGUGCAGUGCGUCUGAUUAUAAGUUAAUGACCACUACUGGCUCAUCCUCCGCGCCGAUGAUCUCUUCUUCGAGCACAGUCUCUUCUUCGAGCACAGUCUCUUCUUCGAGCACAGUCUCUUCUUCGAGUACUGUCUCUCCUUCGGCUACAGUCUCAGACAGCAAGUCGGAUUCUGCGACUUCCACGUCGACCUGCGUCUGUCAUUAA